GUCUUGGACUAUGAUACGGAAAAGAUGCUUAGUGUCAACCUGUUAUUCAUCCAAGAGUGUCUUGUUCUUAGUUGUGCAGUAAAUUAUAAUACGCUAGGUGUUGCUAAUAAGAUUCAGUUUUAAAUGUGCCGUGUAUUUGUUUUGUUUGAAAAAUAUGUAGGCAAUUAUGGAAUCGAUAAGUGCUAGCAAUUAAAAAUGGUGGAAGGAAAACGUACGUCUGUGACACGAUGAAUUCUUUGGAAAUUCUUUAGGAACAUAGAUAGAUCAGAGUCAGUGCAGAACACAAUGUUGAGGGUUCAAGCAAUGAGAACUUUCAAGUCAGCAUGUUCGAUCAUCAAAACACACGUCUGCACGGUCGCGUUGUCUCUCACCCUCGUGAACUCAGUCCGGCUGCCCCGAGAGGCGUUCCGCUAUGGAGCGGUGCCAUACCUGGUGGUCUACACGCUGUGGCUGCUGGUGGUGGGGCUGGCGACCUCGCUGCUGCAGCUCAGCACGGGGCAGCUGAGCCAGCAGGACCCUGUUGGGGUUUGGAGAGCUGUGCCGAUAUUGAGAGGCGUAGGCCACAUCCAGCUGAUCACAUCGUUCAUAUGCUGUGUAUACAACAUGGUGUACAUAGCGCUCGCAUCGGCGUACAUACUGUGGAUAGCAAAAGACACUUUCCCACUGAGAGCCUGCACUCGUCUUCAGAUGACUCCGUACGGUUACGAGAACAAAAUCAACGCAACGGAGUGUUAUAAUAUGACAUUUUUAUCGUCGUACGCGAAGCACCCACAGUACCUAGCCAUAAUGGCUAUCAUCAUAUUCCUGCUGUGGUUCUUCGUACCAUUAUUUAUGUACGGCCUCGAGAAAUCAUACAAAAUAGCAUUAAGUCUGAUUGCACCAUUUGCCGUGAUUCUGCCAAUUGUGCUCUCUACAUUUCUGUCUCAAGAGGAGCCUGUGCGGUUUAUGCUGAUGUCGGGCGAGCGAUGGAUGGUGUUCACAGAUCCUCACUUCUGGUUCAGUACCUUGGUACAGGCGUUGCUGUCCACACAGAUCAUGAGCGGGCAUUUAAUAAGCGCUGGAGGGACUGUUUACAAGAACUACGAUGUUCGAUUAGUAGCAUCAGCACUGAGCAUUUACAACUUCCUCUCAAGCUGCCUGUGGGUGCUGUUCUGGACAUCCAUCAGCGCCGCAGACCAGCAGGACACGGGGUUCAUCGCGGUCCUCGUCCUCAUAUACCAGUCCUCGCUGGCACAGAAGCGGACCAAGCUGUGGCCGCUACUCGCGUUUUUAGUGGUUUUCGUUUCCGGAAUAUUGACAGUUCUAAUCCUGCUCUACCCACUGUACGACAGAAUGUACCAUAUGGCAGGAGACAAAUGGAAGAUGGUAGCAAUUCUUGGGUCUGCAUUUGGAACCAGCUUAACUUUGGCCGUGAUGGUGAACGCUCUGUACGUGGGCACAGUCCUAGAUGAAAUGGUCGUGCCGAUACUAGUGAUAUUUACUGCGACUCUACAAGUAGUCGGGUUUGCUUUCAUUUAUGGCUGCCCGAAGCUCAAGCAAGACAUCAAAUUCCUGACUGGCGCACGGACCUCCUCAAUUUGGGUGGUUUCCUGGUUGUUGACUCCGCUUCUCCUCAUCGGAGUGACAGGCUGGUGGCUAAGGACCCUACUCCGGGAGACUAUAGAGGAUCAUCAGAGCCUCUGGCCUCUUGGAGCAGUCCUCAUCAGCAUCCUCAUCAUCAUGGCAGUCAUGUCUGCCGUGGCUGUGGUGAAGGAAGAGCAGUAUAAUUUGAUUACAAAAAUCGCCUCCGCAUUCAGGCCCUCUAGGCUGUGGGGUCCUGAAGACCCUACAGUGCGGUACAACUGGAUAAUCCGCAAGCCAGGAGACAGCGACCGACUCAACAACGACGACUCGAAUAGUGCCGAUUACUACAGCACCUACCCCGAAACUAUACUAUCGAAGGACACCCCAAAAUUCAACGACGAAUGGCAGAAAAAUCCAGCAAUAUACACCGUACCAGAGCUAGAUAAGCCAGACUAUUAUGCCACGUAUUCACUGCCAAGGAAUAAAAAGAAGGAGUAUAAGUUUGAUUCGCCGAACAUCUGUGUGGCUAACGAGAAGAUGAACGGACGAAUCGAAUGUAAAUGUAACAGACAUUUUACGUUGAAUGUACCAAAAAGAUUUCUGAAAAAUAAUAUUUCAACAAAUUUAUAGAUGGAACCUUUUGAGUAAGACUAGGUAUAUUAAAAUCGAUAUGUGUUUUUUUUUAUAAAAGUUAUUAUCACACCAAAGACGAGAAACCGAUACUUACCGAAAUAUUACUAAAGUGAAUGUUAUGAGAACUUAUGUAAUUAAUACUAAUAUUAGAAAAUAAUAUGUUGUUAAUUAUAACUUUCUGUAUAUAAACCAAACUGUCAAUUUGCAAGGUAAUUUACCCAACCGAUACAUCGAAUAUACAUCGCUGAACAACAGCAACAAAAAACUGCUUUAACUAGUCGUAGUAAGUUAAAUAAACAUAUUAAUAAUACGUUAAACAUAUCUCCUGUAAAUAUACGUGUCCGAAAAAAAUACUUACUUUGAUUGA
Messenger RNA from Plutella xylostella (diamondback moth), 2563 nucleotides. RefSeq names its product sodium-dependent nutrient amino acid transporter 1. Gene Ontology annotation, biological process: amino acid transport; sodium ion transmembrane transport; nitrogen compound transport. Gene Ontology annotation, molecular function: glycine:sodium symporter activity. Gene Ontology annotation, cellular component: plasma membrane. Lineage: Eukaryota; Metazoa; Arthropoda; Insecta; Lepidoptera; Plutellidae. The record is from RefSeq and is a predicted model, not a curated record.